This is a messenger RNA of Wyeomyia smithii (pitcher-plant mosquito), 2289 nucleotides long. RefSeq names its product hexamerin-1.1-like. The transcript has a single exon. NCBI's taxonomy places the organism in Eukaryota, Metazoa, Arthropoda, Insecta, Diptera, Culicidae. Bases 47 to 2179 code for a protein of 710 amino acids. The record is from RefSeq and is a predicted model, not a curated record.
GGUAAGCCGGAGGCCAUCACAAGUAGUGUGUUUGGCGAACGGCGCGAUGCGAUCGAUACUGGCAGUGACCGUUAUUUGCGUGUUUGCACUCGCAAAUGGCAACUACAUGACCAAAGAUGUGAAAUAUGGUGAUAAAACGUUUCUCGUGAAACAGAAGGCGAUGUUGGAGAUAUUCCAGCAUAUCCAUCAACCGGAACUGCAUACGAGUCUGUGGGAAGAUUCCAAAAAGUACGAUGUUGAGCAGAACAUUGACCACUAUACCAACGUGAAAGCCGUGACGGAAUUUGUGAAAAUCUAUAAACAUGGAAUGUUACCGAUGGAGGAGAUUUUCUCCAUUCACAACGAAUUCCACCGGGAGGAAGUGAUCGCACUGUUCCAUUUGUUCUACUAUGCGAAGGAUUGGGACACUUUCUACAAAACCAUGUGCUGGGCCCGUUUCCAUGUGAACGAAGGUAUGUUCGUGUAUGCAGUGACCGUUGCUGUCCUUCAUCGGCCAGAUAUGCAAGGAAUCGUACUGCCCGCUCCGUAUGAAAUCUAUCCAUUCUAUUUCUUCAACGAUAUGGUUGUCAGCAAAGCUCAACGCUACAAGAUGCAAGGUUUUUACAAGAUGAAGAAGAUCAACGAUGUCUACACUGUCGUGAUUCCGAGCAACUACACCAACUAUUACGUACAUACAGGCCCGGAUCAACGAGUUGCCUAUUUCACCGAAGAUAUCGGACUAAACUCGUACUAUUACUAUUUCCAUGCAGACUAUCCCUUCUGGAUGGGAGGCAAGGAGUUUGGACUCUAUAAAGAUCGCCGAGGAGAAUUCUAUCUGUACCAGCAUCAGCAAUUCCUUGCUCGCUACUAUCUGGAGCGCUUGUCCAACGAUCUUGGGGUAAUUCCUCCAUUAACCUGGCACAAACCAAUCACAACCGGUUAUUACCCGUAUCUGCGGUACUACAACGGGGUUCCUUUCCCGGUACGUGACAACUACUUUACGGCAACGAACGAAAAGAGUUACCUGCUGGAAGAAAUCGAGGACUACGAACAUCGCAUCAUGGAAGCUAUCGAUCAAGGAUAUGUCAUGCUUCCCGAUGGCGGAUACGUCAACAUCACUACCCCAUCGGGCAUCGAAUAUCUCGGUAAUCUCAUCCAAACCAACGGUGACAGCGUCAACAGUCGCUAUUACGGCUACCUGGAAAUAAUAGCGAAGUUCUUCCUGGGGGGUUCCUUCAAGAUGUUCAACGAGUAUCGUUUCAUCCCAUCCGUUCUGGAAAAGUUUGAAACCACUAUGCGCGAUCCAGUGUUCUAUCAGCUGUACAAGCGCAUAAUCAGAUUCUACUACCGCUGGCGCGACCAACUUCCACCUUACACUAAGGAACAGCUGCUCUUCCCUGGUGUCAAGAUCGAAUCUGUAGAAAUGGACAAGUUGGUGACGUAUUUCGAUAAGUUCGAUGCUGACAUAACCAAUGCCGUGGACGUGGAAGUAUUUGACACCACCACCAUGAAGACAACCGACAUGAAGAAAUUUGGCAAGAUGGCUCAUUAUCAGGGUGAAGACUUCGUUAUCUAUGCUCGUGUUCCACGACUGAACCAUCUACCGUUCACUUUCAAUCUGAAUGUUGUCUCCGAUAAGGCCCAGAAAGCAGUUGUAGUAGUGUUCGUCGGGCCCAAACAUGACCAGUACGGAAACGUUUACGGAGUUAACGAGAACCGCGAAAAUUUCUUCGAGCUAGAACACUUCCUAGUUGAUCUGGUUCCUGGCAAGAAUUUGAUAACUCGCAACUCACAGGACUUUAGCUGGUUCGUCAAGGAUCGAACGACCUACUUUGAGCUGUACAAGCAGGUUAUGCUUGCCUACCAGGGACAGGGUAAGUUCCCACUGGAUAUGUCCGAAGCGCAUUGCGGAUUCCCAGCCCGAAUGAUGCUUCCGAAGGGUAAAAAGGGAGGCAUGCCGUUCCAGUUCUUCUUCAUGGUAGCCCCCUAUACGGCACCAAAGGUCGAACGCUUCACUGGGUACGAUCCGGUGCUAUCCUGCGGAGUCGGUUCCGGUGCCCGCUAUAUUGACCAGCUACCGUUCGGCUAUCCGUUCGAGCGCAAGAUCGACGAGAGCGUCUGGUUCACACCGAACAUGAAGUACUACGAGACGAUGAUCUACCACAAGAGUGAAACGGAAGUUAACGCGGUGGUAGUUUAAAUGUGGUGAAGGCUUUAAUGGUGGGUGAACAUCGAGGAAUCCUUUCUCUAGUUUAAAUUUCUCGAGAUCGUGUGUAACGGUAGAUGUAAAUGCAUAAAUAUGUUAUCUGA